AUGAAGCCGAGCGGUGUCCUCCUCGCCGCCGUCGUGGCGCUGCUCCUGGUCUCGGCCGUGCGGGGCGACGACGACUGCGGGUCGCCAGAGUCGGCGGCGCGCGACCGCGCGCGGGCGAGGCCGCUCAAGAUCGCGGCUUUCUUCUCCAUCCUGAUCUGCGGGGCGCUGGGUUGCUCCCUGCCCGUGCUGGGGCGACACGUGCCCGUGCUCCGGCCCGACGGCGACAUCUUCUUCCUGGUCAAGGCGUUCGCGGCGGGCGUCAUCCUCGCCACGGGGUUCAUCCACAUCCUCCCCGACGCGUUCGAGAACCUCACGUCGGACUGCCUGCCCGCCGGCGGGCCGUGGAAGGACUUCCCGUUCGCCGGGUUGGGAGCCAUGGUCGGCGCCAUCGGCACGCUCGUGGUCGACACCGUCGCCACGGGGUACUUCACGCGCGCCCACUUGAACAAGGACCGAGCCCACGGCAGCAGCGCCGCCGUGGUGGACGAGGAGAAACAGGCUGCUGCUGCCGCCGCCGAGGAAGCGCGCCGCCACCAUGACGGCGGGGAGCACGAGGGACACGUGCACGUGCACACGCACGCGACCCACGGCCACGCCCAUGGGUCGGCGGCGCUCGUUGCAGCCGUUGGCGGCGCCGAGGACGAGAAGGACACGAUCCGGCAUCGCGUAAUCUCUCAGGUACUUGAGUUGGGUAUUGUGGUGCACUCGGUGAUCAUCGGCAUCUCCCUCGGCGCGUCUCAGGACCCGGAAACCGUCAAACCUCUCGUCGUCGCCUUGAGCUUCCACCAGAUGUUCGAGGGAAUGGGCCUCGGUGGCUGCAUAGUUCAGGCAAAGUUCAAGGCUAGGUCCAUCGUGACCAUGAUCCUCUUCUUCUGCCUGACAACGCCGGUGGGCAUCGCCAUCGGCUUCGGCAUAUCGCGAGUGUACAACGAGAACAGCCCGACGGCGCUGGUGGUGGAGGGCAGCCUCAACUCCGUGGCGGCGGGGAUCCUCGUCUACAUGGCCCUGGUCGACCUCCUCGCCGAGGACUUCAUGAACCCCAAGGUGCAGAGCAGGGGGAGGCUGCAGCUCGGCAUCAAUGUCUCCAUGCUGGUCGGUGCAGGCCUCAUGUCCAUGCUCGCCAAAUGGGCCUAG
Molecule: messenger RNA, 1134 nt
Organism: Triticum turgidum subsp. durum (durum wheat)
Lineage: Eukaryota; Viridiplantae; Streptophyta; Magnoliopsida; Poales; Poaceae
Source: the annotation of a GenBank genome assembly